AUGGGUCGGUCACGCAGAAUCGACGUGGCCGUGUCGCCAUACCCCGUUGACGAGCCCGCAACGACGCGAUUGCUUGACCCAAGCUUCGAAGAAAAUGGCAGCGAGCCGCUCGGCAACGGUCGCCGCGAUAUCUGGAAUGGGCCCCGGGAUUUCGAGCAGCUCCCGUGGUGGCGCACGCCUUCUGUAUUCUGGCUGCUGGGCCCCUUUGCCAUCUUCACCUUGGCCUUUGGCGGUGUCAUAGUACCCAAGCUGAACCUAAUUCUUGAUCUCGUCUGCCGGCACUACUUUGCCGACGAGACAUUCCUCGAUCCCGGACGCCCCAUCAUCCUCGGAAGCGACAAUCCCCAGUGCAGAAUCCCGGAGGUGCAGAAGCAUGCCGCCACCUUCAUCCUCGUCAUGAACCUUGUCACGGGCGGACUCAGCGCCAUCGUCGCGCCGAAGCUCGGCCACCUCUCCGACAGGUUUGGCAGAACGCGACUGCUCGCCCUGGCCUCCUGCGGCGGCCUUCUCGCCGAGCUCGUGACCAUCUUGGCCGCCAAGUUUCCCCACACCGUCAGCUAUCGCUGGCUGAUCUUGGGCGCCGCCUUUGACGGCAUGACGGGAUCCUUCACCGCCGGCAGCAUCCUCUGCGCGUCCUACGUGAGCGACUGCAGCCCGCCGUCGAGCAAGAGGGCCGUCCACAUCGGCUACAUUCACGCAUGCCUCUUUGCCGGCCUCGCCUUCGGCCCCCUCCUCGCCGGCUACUUUGUCAAGUGGACCGGCAGCCUCCUCUCCAUCUUCUACGUCGUUCUCGGCUGCCACACCUUCUUCGCCCUCUUCGUCGGCUUCGCCAUUCCGGAGUCGUUGUCCAAGAGGAAGCAGCUCGCGGCGCGCGAAAAGCACGACAAGGAGAAGCGAAGGCGCGUCGAGCGGGUGGGGUCGUGGCUGUCCACCCUUCAGAACUCGAACCCGCUCGCCCCCCUUCGCAUUCUCCUGCCCACCGGGCCCGGAACGUCAACGAGGCUCCGGCUCAACCUCGUGGCGUUGGCCAUCUGCGAUGCCAUCAUCCUCGGCUCCUCCUUUGCCGCCGGGGCCGUUCUUGUCCUGUAUGCCGAGUACACGUUCGACUGGGGUAACUUUGAGACUUCUCGCUUCGUCUCCUCGCUUUCCUUGGUUCGCGUCUUUGUCCUCAUGGCCAUCUUCCCUCUCGUCAACUACUUUGGACGAGUGCGCCCGGCAGCGAAGAAGCGAAAGCGGUUCGGCGUCAUCCCCGUCGACGACAACGCCGGUGCCGAUAAUUUGGACAUUUGGAUUCUGCGCAUUGCCCUGCUGUCGGAAAUCGUAGGCUGCGUGGGGUACGUCUUGGCCCGGUCCGAGGCGCUCUUCUACGGCAGUGGCAUGAUGACGGCGCUCGGAGGGCUGGGGAGCGCGACGACGCAGGCCGUCGUUACCAAGCACGUUCCGCAGGAACGUAUCGGCCAGAUUCUCGGUGCCAUCGGCGUCAUGCACGCCCUCUCCAGGGUUGUCGGGCCCUUCAUUUUCAACGGCAUCUACGCGGCAACGGUGGAAAGCUUCCCGCAAGCCAUCUUUGUUGCGCUCGGAAGUUUGUUUGGCGUCGCAUUCCUUUGUAGCCUCAUGAUCAAGCCGCACAUCCAAUGGGAUGAAGACGGAGCGGUCGAGACGGAGCGAGAGGAGGGCGAUGUCGGGCAGCGAGCAUUUGACACGACUGAUGAGGAUCAGGUUCGCAUUCAGUGA
Drechmeria coniospora is the source of this 1734-nucleotide messenger RNA. Its product is annotated as Major facilitator superfamily domain, general substrate transporter. Gene Ontology annotation, cellular component: membrane. Bases 1 to 1734 code for a protein of 577 amino acids. Gene Ontology annotation, molecular function: transmembrane transporter activity. Lineage: Eukaryota; Fungi; Ascomycota; Sordariomycetes; Hypocreales; Ophiocordycipitaceae. Gene Ontology annotation, biological process: transmembrane transport. The transcript is spliced from 4 exons. The record is from RefSeq and is a predicted model, not a curated record.